This is a messenger RNA of Amphimedon queenslandica, 910 nucleotides long. Its product is annotated as ribonuclease 3 1-like. The transcript has a single exon. The record is from RefSeq and is a predicted model, not a curated record. Gene Ontology annotation, biological process: RNA processing; mitochondrial translational elongation. NCBI's taxonomy places the organism in Eukaryota, Metazoa, Porifera, Demospongiae, Haplosclerida, Niphatidae. Gene Ontology annotation, cellular component: nucleus; microprocessor complex; mitochondrial large ribosomal subunit. Gene Ontology annotation, molecular function: ribonuclease III activity; double-stranded RNA binding. The annotation marks the transcript as partial.
UGAUUGGGCGGUGCACGUGUAUCCACGUGUCAAGUCCAGCAUAAAAAUGGCGUCUUCUUGUAGGACUCUUGUGAGUCGUUUUGUUCAUAUACUUCGUCCCUAUCCCUCGAGGAGGUAUUGGCUAUCUGCUACAACUACCUCUGAUGAUGUUUCUCCAUUAAAAACCAUCCAAGAAUUAAAGGAGAUAGAUCCAAAGACCGGAGAGAAGAGGAUUGGCAACAACUUUGUUUAUGAGAUGGAGCUCUCUGCCCUCGCCAACCGCCUCGGGUUUACCGCAUCCCAGCUACCCUCCCUACAGCAAGCCCUCAUAGACAAAUCAGCAAUGAGCAGUAAGGAGGAGGAAGGGCACAACUCUCAGCUAGAAUCGGUUGGCAAGAAUGUCCUCACUACAUUUGUACGUGGAUAUCUCAGCAACGUUUACCCUAACCUAGGACGCACUCAUAUCAAAGACAUCACAAAGUAUCUCACAGACGAGCCAGCACUCGUUAAAGUUGCUGACUACAUUGGGAUAUCAAACCUCAUCGUAAUAAGAGAAGGUUACAAUGAGUCUAAAGUUAGCAAGUGUUUGAAGGCAGUUUUUGGUGCUGUACAUGCUGAUAUAGGGGAACAGGCAGCACACUCUGUGAUAGAACAGCUCAUAAUACCACAAUUGAAAGAUGCUGAUCUAAAAGACCUCAUUGUUAUUAAUGACCCAAUGCGGACUUUACAUAAUAUGCUUUAUACCCAAAAGAGGCCCAAACCUGUACCAAGGAUGAUAAAAGAGACGGGAAGAUUGUCCCAUUUCCCUACGUUUGUCGUUGGUAUUUAUUCCGGCAAAGUGUUAAUUGGUGAGGGAGUUGGUAGCUCUAUCAACAGGGCUAAGGUUGAAGCAGCCGCUACUGCCCUACGGCAUCAUUAUAUGAAAGAGAUU